AUGGCUUCGACUUUGAACUCUGUGCCAGCUGCGAAUAGCGCUUCUGGCAAUGCUGUGGGCAGCUCAGCACAGAACUCUGGCAGACCUUCUCUGAGAUCGAGCGGCAACACAAAGGGGGACGGUCGCCGACAAUCUGGUAGUCCUGUGGAUGGUGGUCAACGGCGCACAAACUCCCACAAGGCUUGGACUCAAGGGACCAACCCCAUUACCCAACGUUCCCCAUAUGCUUCUCCAAAUGGCAAUGUGACUCGACAGUCUGGCUCCCCUCGACCGGGCCAGAAGGAGUCCAACACCCCCGAUAGCCAUGCCCACGACCGACUAGUAUUCUUGUUCGCCAGCUUCAUUGGCCUCCAGACUACAAUCACCACCAAGAACGGAGAGAAGUUCACCGGUAUCUUCUCUUCCUCGAACUUGGAAGCGAGUGAUUCCUCCUUCCUUCUCAAGAUGGUGCAGCGCACCUCUCAGGAGAACCAGGGAAAGACCAACGGUGUGAGUGACACGACAAGCCCGUACGUUGGAUCUGCCCCGGAGCACAGCAUGGCAUUCGAUAUCAAAGAUGUGGCCGAUAUCUCUGUGCCCAAUGUGUCCCCGGCCGAGGUCUCGGUCAAGGAAUCAAAUGGGACUGGUGGUUUCAGAACCGAUGCUGACAUCUCCGGAAACCUGGCGAUGCGCGAGCGUACACUUAAACGCUGGGAGCCUGCCGAGCACGAGGUCCAUAUGUCUCUGGAGAGCACGGCUGGUGAGUCAAAGGGCUGGGAUCAGUUCGAGACGAACGAGCGCCUUUUCGGCACAAAGACCAGCUAUGACGAACACAUCUACACAACCCGCAUUGAUCGCUCCGACCCGAACUUCCGCCAAAAGCAGGUGGAAGCGGCUCGAAUUGCGGCCGAGAUCGAGGGCACUGAUGUGGACAAUGUGCACAUGCGUGAGGAGAGAGGUCUGGUAGCUCCAGACACUGGUGAUCAGGACGAGGAAGACAAGUACAGUGGCGUACAACGUGAGAACAAAGCCUUCCCGCCCUUGGUCUCAGGACAACCCAACAAAUAUACUCCUCCUGGUCGCCGCCAAGCCGGAGCCCAACCCGCUGUGCCGGUUAAGCAAACCCCGACUCCUCCUUCCCCCGCCCCAGUCCAAGCCAAGGAGGUACCAGCUGUCGAGAAGCAACAGCCCGCCGCAGCUCCCAAAGCCGCGGAAAACGAACAAAAGGCCGAGCCUAGCAAGAUUGCCCCCGUUGCUGCUAUUCCUCCGGCUAAGCAGCAGCGAACGAUUCCCGAGAAUGCCACCGCCAACGUCGAGACAGAGGUGCUUGACCACUUCCGCCAGUUUGCCAACAGUGAGAAGUUGAAGAUGCAGGAACGCCGCCGUAACCAGGCGUCCUACGACCGGACGAUUAAACUGAACGAACUCAUGAAGUUCUCAAAGAACUUCAAACUUUCAACCCCAGUGCCCAAGGACUUGGUACCUAUUCUAGCCAAGGAUCCUCACAAACAAGAGGCAAUCAUCAGCCGGGCACAGCAAUCGGAGGACAAGUCUUCGCCGAAGGCUGCUGCGCAGGUCGCUGAACCCAAGGCACCAGUGCGGACUACUGGGCCUACCGGCGCGGUUCCCCCGUGGCUCCAUCUGAUCGCCAGAACUAUCCCCGUGGCCGCCAGGGUUACCUGCCGACGGGUCCUCUCGCUGGACCGAGUGGUCGACAAUCUCCAGCAGCGCAAGGGUGCAGGCAUGGGACCUGUCCCUGCCCCACUGCCCAUUCAAGAUGCCCGUGGGCCUCCUACUGGCCCUGCCAGCGAGCAGCCUCGUGUGACAAGCCCUGUCAAGAGCCAGCCCUCCUCGACUACUGCAGCAUCGAAAUUCAAUGUUCGAGCCAUGGAGUUCAAGCCUAACCCGGCUGCCAGCACAUUUACUCCCGGCGGUGCUGCUCCUCCUACUGCCCCCGCGGCCGCUGCCGGCGCGGCCAAUGCGGCCAGCCCUCGACCUUUCUCCCGAAACCGCUCGGUAUCUCGUGCAACCACUCCAUCUGCAUUCUUUGGCAUCAGGAAGCCACUGCCUGCCUCAGAACGUCCCUCCAUCGACGAUCACUUUAACCCGAUCAAGCGAAUGAAGAAGGAGAGUGCUGAAGCUGCGGAUAACAAGCCUUACCCGGCUACCGGAGGCAUUCCCCCUCCUUACAAAACCGGGCCCACCUGGGAUGUUCCGUCCGGCAACGAAGAGAAAAACUUCGAGGCCAUUUUCAAGCAGCCGGGUGGAGCUCAAUCGGUCUCACCUCAGGGCCGGUCCGUGUCCAACAACCCGAACCUACCCCAGCAGCAGCAGAUGCCCUUCCACUUCCAGCAAGGAAAUCCUGGCAUGCCUCCUUCAUCUGGCCCUCCCAACGGCCCUCACGUCCACCAAGGCCCUCACGGUCCUGGUCCUCACAUGGAAGAUCAUCAUCGCAUGCAGCUGUCGGCCUCUUCGUCGCAGGUCUUCCCUUCACCUCGUAUGAGCCAGAGCCACGUCGGUUACCCUUCACCCAUGGCUCCUCAUGCUCAGUUGGCAUUCGGCCAGCCAAUGCCACAAUUUUAUGGAGGCCCUCAGCCGGGGCAAAUGAGGCACUACCAGGGGGGCCCUUCCUUUUCUGGCCCACAAGGUAGCAUGGGGGCUCCCAUGAUGGUGCAAAAUCCCUCCAACGGACCCUACAUGGGUGUUCCUCAGGCCAUGUCGCCUUAUACUCCCCAGAUGCAAAUGUACUCACCUUCCCCUGGUCAUGCUUACCCCCAGCAUGCGCCCCCUCCCCAACCUCACAGCGGAUAUCCCAGCCCCAGCCGUGGUGCACCGAUGAUGAUGCACCAAAACUCUCAGUCUGGUCAGCCACCACAGCCAAUGAUGUUCAUGUCUCCGGGUCAGCCAGGACAACCCGGAUUCGGGGCUCAACCGGCGCACAGUGAGUCUCCCCGCCCAGUAUGGAUUUCCUUCGCCGCUCAUCCUCCUCCCCCAGUGCCCACUGGUCGUGGCGGUUACCCCCAACAACAACCCCACUUCUCGUCUAGUCCCCACCAAGCACACCAUUUCCCGCCUAACCACCGGACUCCGAGCAACGGCUACAACCAAACGCCGCAGAUGCCGCCUCAGAUGUCGUCCAACACCCCUGCUAACGGCGGAGCCGGCUCUCAUGCUGCUGAGUCAACUGACGAAGCCAAAUGA
Molecule: messenger RNA, 3180 nt
Organism: Penicillium daleae
Lineage: Eukaryota; Fungi; Ascomycota; Eurotiomycetes; Eurotiales; Aspergillaceae
Product: putative PAB1 binding protein (Pbp1)
Exons: 5
Coding region: 1-3180 (1059 amino acids)
Biological process (GO): cytoplasmic stress granule assembly
Cellular component (GO): cytoplasmic stress granule
Molecular function (GO): RNA binding
Source: RefSeq, a predicted model, not a curated record